CAAGUCGUGCUGCGGUUUCACUACAUGCAGACACUGCUCAGCUCCAGUCCCACAAACCUCUCUCAUCUUGGACUUCGCCCUCCGGUGAAAGCUGUGGCUCGCCCCUUCGAUCACCACCUGCUCGGAAGGAACCCGCGGAGCGCGCACCUCCGGCCCGGGCCCCUUUCCUCCCCGGCUCUGACUUUCCUGCCGAGCACCCUGCUCUCCCCAGCCCAGGCGAGGCUCGCAACUUUCCUCCCAGCCUGGCGCUCACCCCGCUUGGCUGGUCCCCAAGAGACGCUGCCUUCCCGCGGCGCCCCCGCCCGCGAGCUUCCCGCAGCCGGGCCGAGCACCCUCAGCUCUCACCCGGGGCCCCGAGAGCGGCUAGUCGGGCGCACGCGCGCCCCCCGCCCCUCCCCGCAGGCGGCGCAGCUUCCCCUGCAGCACCUCCCCUCUCGCGGAGGGAGCCGGAGGGGGCUCGGGACGCCGCGCGCAGACCUGCUCCGGCUGCGCGCCACGCCGCUCUCCUCCGAGAGUGGCAGCAGUAGCCGCGGCGGCCGCAGGGGUUCCCGGCUGCCGCAGCUCCCCGGGGGAGCCGAGCGCGCCUCUCCUGCGAGCCCAGCACCCCCAACCUGCUCGCCGCGCGCAGCUGAGCCGCCGCGCGGGACUCGCCGCCCACCAUGGAUUUCCUCCUGGCGCUGGUGCUCGGGUCCUCGCUCUAUCUGCAGGCGGCCGCGGAGUUCGACGGGAGCUGUGUGCCAGCCACAGUGCAAACAUGGUGAAUGCAUCGGACCAAACAAGUGCAAGUGUCAUCCUGGAUAUGCCGGCAAAACCUGCAAUCAAGACGAACACUUCUACCCAACUCCUCUUGACCAAGGCAGUGAACAGCCUCUUUCACAACCCCUGGAUCAUCAAGCCACAAGUUUACCUUCAAGGGAUCUAAACGAGUGUGGCCUGAAGCCGCGGCCCUGCAAGCACAGGUGCAUGAACACUUACGGCAGCUACAAGUGCUACUGUCUCAACGGAUACAUGCUUAUGCCGGAUGGAUCCUGCUCAAGUGCCCUGACGUGCUCCAUGGCAAACUGUCAGUAUGGCUGUGAUGUUGUCAAAGGACAAAUUCGGUGCCAGUGCCCCUCUCCUGGCCUACGGCUGGCUCCUGAUGGGAGGACCUGUGUGGACAUUGAUGAAUGUGCUACUGGAAGAGCCUCCUGCCCUAGAUACAGGCAGUGUGUCAACACUUUUGGGAGUUACAUCUGCAAAUGUCAUAAAGGCUUCGACCUCAUGUACAUUGGAGGCAAAUACCAAUGUCACGAUAUAGAUGAAUGCUCCCUUGGUCAGUAUCAAUGCAGCAGCUUUGCUCGAUGUUACAACGUACACGGGUCCUACAAGUGUAAAUGUAAAGACGGAUACCAGGGCGAUGGACUGAAUUGUGUUUAUAUUCCAAAAGUCAUGAUUGAACCUUCAGGUCCAAUUCAUGUACCAAAGGAAAAUGGUACCAUUUCAAGGGGUGAUGGAGGACACAGUAAUUGGAUCCCUGAUGUCAGAAGUACUAGGUGGCCUCUGAAGACACCCUAUGUACCUGCUGUCAUUACCAGCAGGCCCACCCCUGAGCCAACAGCAAGACCUGCCCUGAAGCCAGCGCCACAGCCUGCCCCACCCACAGAACUCCGAACACCUCCGCCAGCAGCAACCCCAGGAAGACCAACCACCAGACUGACAAGUGUAGCACCAGUUGCCACUGCGUCUCCAAGAAGGAUUACAGUUGACAACAGGAUACAGACAGAGCCUCAGAAACCCCGAGGAGAUGUGUUCAUUCCACGGCAGCCUUCAAAUGACUUGUUUGAAAUAUUUGAAAUUGAAAGAGGAGUCAGUGCAGAUGAUGAAGCAAAGGAUGAUCCAGGUGUUCUGAUACACAGUUGUAAUUUUGACCAUGGGCUUUGUGGAUGGAUCCGAGAAAAAGACAGUGACUUGCACUGGGAACCAGUGAGGGAUCCAGCAGGAAGAUGUGGCAGGUUUCCAGAACACUUCUGCAUCUUCUUGAGGUCAGGUGGACGGUAUCUGACGGUCUCGGCGGCCAAAGGCCCGGCGGCAAAGGCCGCUCGCCUGCUGCUCCCCCUCGGCCACCUCCUGCACUCGGGGGACCUGUGCCUGUCGUUCAGGCACAAGGUGACGGGGCUGCACGCCGGCACGCUCCAGGUGUUGGUGAGAAAACACGGUGCCCACGGAGCAGCCCUGUGGGGAAGAAAUGGUGGCCACAGCUGGAGGCAAACGCGCAUCGCCCUGCGAGGGGCUGACGUCAAGAGCGUCAUCUUCAAGGGUGAAAAAAGGCGUGGUCACACUGGGGAGAUUGGAUUGGAUGAUGUGAGCUUGAAAAAAGGCCACUGCUCUGAAGAACACGAGCAACUCCAGAACUAGCAAUGAACCCCCGUGUUGCUCCCUCUUCUUUUUCCAAUCUUCACCUCCUGUCCUCUCCUCCCUCUUAUCAGGCCUAGGAGAAGAGUGGGUCAGGAGAAAGUCUGGUGACCCACAUCUUGCUGGCCUGCUUUUGUGCAAUCCCAGUGAACAGUGACACCUUCCUUGAAAUACAGGGGGGCAUCUGUAGAUGUGUCCAAAGCCAUCUUUGGGUGUUACCUUUCAUCCUGUGUCUCUUAAGAAGGCCUUCAGUGUGUGUGACCUAUACCGUCCUUCAUCCUGGUUACAAGGUGUUCCUUGUAGCAAAUUAUAGGAGAAGUUUUCAAAAGAAAUCUGUGCAAAUGACCUUUCUGUUAUCUGUUCAGUGUUGUACCGCGAGUAGUAUUGACUUCCCCUAAGAUGCGUUGUACAAUGUGCUUGUGAAAUUGGUUUCUCCUCUCUACUUGGUAGUUCUGGUCUGACCUGAACUCUGACUUUUACUGCCAUUCGCUUUAUAAAAGAAGGGUAUGUAGCAUAUCAAGAUGCAUUUAUUCUUGUUAUCUGUAUUUUUCUUUUAAAGACAAUUAUGUAGAGUGGGCACGCAAUCCCUCGUUAGUAGUACUGUGUUUUGUGUAAAUGUGUUAUUGGUAUUAAGUAGUUAUGUGUUCCUAAUAUUUACAGACUCUAGUUGCAAGGGAAAGGCAGCUUAUGAUCUCUUGAGUUAAAAAAAUACAUGGUGGAAUGGCAUCCAGUUCCAUGACCUUAUAUUGGCAACAAGAGAAAAUUGGAAGAGGUGUCUGUGGUUGUAGGGAGAUGAAUUUUUUAACGGCCUUGAGUUUGAUCACUACAAAGUAAUAGACAGGAAACUGUAGUUAACAUGUAAAACCCUCACUGUUUCAGGUUACACUUUAAAACCAACAGCCUUUACCAUAACAACGUGGUUCUUUCCGGUAAUAGGUAAGAAGCUUUAUGAAAGUUCUGGUUGUUUCAGAGAAAAGAUUCUGUUUGUGGAAGCUGGGUGUGGGGAAGCAUGGGGGAAGCUUCGUUGAAAUAGAUUUUCAUACUGACUUUUCAAUGCGUAUAGAUUUAGGCAUGUCUAGAUCACAGCCUAUGUGCUGUUGUGUCAGGAAGGGAUGGGAAGCGAGUCUCAUGCUUUGCGGCACCGGACGUGUUGGAAUGGGAUUCACACACACACUAGAUCAACAGGACAAGAUUGGAAUUCUAAGAUCUAUGAACCCCUGUUUCCUCCCUGCAAAGUUUACCUUUAGAUUUAAACAAAAGACAACUUUUAAAAGGCAACUUAUUCCUGAGGCUUUUCUUUACUUCCGAUUAAGUAAUCGAACUAUUUUCUGCUGUUUUUGCCAGGAAUCACAAAGAUGAUUAAAGGGUUGGAAAAAAAAGAUCUAUGAUGAAAAGUUAAAGGAACUGGGAUUAUUCAGCGUGGAGAAGAGAAGACUGAGGGGCAAACCACUGCUGGUUUUCAAGUAUAUGAAGGGCUUGUGCAGAGAGGCUGGUGGCCAGCUGUUGUCCAUAUGCACUGAGAACAGAACAAGAGGAAACAGGCUUAGACUGGAGUGUGAGGGAGCAUUUCCUGGCAGGGACAGUUAUUAAGUUAGAAUCCUUUGUCUAAAAGAAAAAGUGUGCAUUUUUUUUGAGGCUUUUUAAAAAUUUGAUAACUUUUUUUUCUAUUUAAGAUGGUUAAAGACAUUCUUACCUCAAGGUAGAGUAACAUUACAGAAUCUCCCCAAAGAUGUUUUGAUCCUAUUACUAUGUAAUGAAAGUCUCCAGAACUAAGUAACUUGGACCAGGGCUAAGGUCUAAUUUAGGUACUUCCCUCUUGGACGCCUAAUAGCGAGGAAUGAAAAGGGGAAAAGCCACCAAAUGCUGAGGUCAUGAAAAUGUCUAUCCCUUUAUGGCAAACCUAGCAGUAUUUAAAAAACAAAAACAAAACACAGAAAAAAAUUAAAAAUCUGUUUGUUCCAAAAGAGUAUGAUGGGCAGAUAUUUUAGUAUCUCAGUAAUGUCCUAAUGUGGUGGUGUAUAUUUCUUUUCUUGGUAAAGGUAUAACCCUUUCACUUGCUUAAUGGAUGAUAUUUCAGAUUUUUAAAGAGACCAUAGCAAAGAACACAGUUUAGAGAGAUUUUUAUCUGGUGCAUUCUCUCUGCAACAUGUGUGACAGUUUAAUUUGGCUACUGAAAAAGAGAGUGCCAUGCCCAACACCACUGCCAGGACCUUUCCUUCUCCUAAUGGUAAAAGUUUCUCUUAUCAAUGGGAAUCUCCCAAGUCCCACAAAAUGGUAUUGUUUUGGGAACAGUAGGUACAAUAGACAACAAUAGGUCUUUCAUCAUUUAACUUGGUGGAUGCAAGGCCAGAGGGGGAAUAUAAAUCAGUAAGCCUUUGAGUAGGGGCCAGAAAAUAUGGCUUUAGAUCCAUUUUUUAAUGAUUCAUUUCCUUUUUGGUCAUAUAACUGCACAACUGGAGAUGAAAGGGGAAAAUAAUAGAAAGUUUCACUUUUAGGUGCCAAUAAUGCAUUGCACUACACUGAUGGAAGAAGUUAUCCAAAGUACUGUAUAACAUCUUGUUUAUUAUUUAAUGUUUUCUAAAGUGAAAAAUGUUAGUGGUUUUCCAAACAGCCAAAUAAAAGUAAUUCUUUAUAAAUAA
This is a messenger RNA of Balaenoptera musculus (blue whale), 5030 nucleotides long. RefSeq names its product nephronectin (gene NPNT). Gene Ontology annotation, cellular component: membrane. The transcript is spliced from 13 exons. Gene Ontology annotation, molecular function: calcium ion binding. Bases 25 to 2394 code for a protein of 789 amino acids. The record is from RefSeq and is a predicted model, not a curated record. Lineage: Eukaryota; Metazoa; Chordata; Mammalia; Artiodactyla; Balaenopteridae.